AUGCUAUCAGAUGUUGAUCAGAAUCAUUAUAAUUAUCAUGCCUUUCAACUGGCCACCACUGGGGUUGCUACGUGCUUUGCAGUGGUUGUGUUUUUAAACAAAAACGGACAAAAUUUGAUAUAUAUUGCUCAUUUUAGCAACUUUUUUUCCAUCGUAUCACCAUCACCGCAAGAUUCGAAGUUGGAAACAAAAGAUGCACUUGAUUGUUUGAUUAAACGUAUUUAUGAGAACGCAUCAUCCGAACACACUGUUCAAUUUAUACAUGUUCUUUUCAUUGGAAGUGAUCAAAAUAGCGGUUCUUAUAUCGCAGAAGCACUAAAAAUGUUAAUAUUAGAUGCAAGAAACUAUUUAUUAUCUCCGGCACUGGCAAACUUUUUAACAAAUAUUACAGUCGUCAUGAUGGGUAUUAAUUUUAUGGACGGAAAACAAACACCAGAAACAGUAACUGAAUGCAAAAUAGUUGCUCGUAGUGUACCAACGCUCACUGUGAUAGUUCAAGUUGUAUCGCCCUUCUCCGCUCCACUCUGUUUGAUUCGUAUUGAUCUUUCAGUAAUGACCAUCGAUACCAUCAUGUCUUCUCCAAUGAAUCAAUUUGGUUAA
This is a messenger RNA of Didymodactylos carnosus, 600 nucleotides long. Lineage: Eukaryota; Metazoa; Rotifera; Eurotatoria; Philodinida; Philodinidae. The record is from the annotation of a GenBank genome assembly.